Messenger RNA from Portunus trituberculatus (swimming crab), 339 nucleotides. RefSeq names its product proline-rich 33 kDa extensin-related protein-like. The record is from RefSeq and is a predicted model, not a curated record. Lineage: Eukaryota; Metazoa; Arthropoda; Malacostraca; Decapoda; Portunidae. Bases 1 to 339 code for a protein of 112 amino acids. The transcript is spliced from 2 exons.
AUGAAGGAGAAAUCCUACUUGCUGUCCACAAACCCUCCCAUCCAAAGGCCCCCCACCCCCCACAACCCUCCCUCUAACUCCACCCCUACCACCCACUACCCACCUUAUAACGCCUCCCCACCACCCACUACCCACCCUCUAACGGCCCACCACCACCCACUACCCACCCACCAACGCCUCCCACCACCCACUACCCACCUCCCCCCACUAACUGCUCACAAACUGCCCCUCCACCACCCCUCACAACUGCCCAGCUACCCGUCCAACCCCUCCCUUCCUAAAACCCCAACCCCUCCCCAAUUCGCCUCCCCUCUCUGUAUCAGGGGAGAGGGGGUGUAG